This is a messenger RNA of Dacryopinax primogenitus, 543 nucleotides long. RefSeq lists its product as uncharacterized. The transcript is spliced from 2 exons. NCBI's taxonomy places the organism in Eukaryota, Fungi, Basidiomycota, Dacrymycetes, Dacrymycetales, Dacrymycetaceae. The record is from RefSeq and is a predicted model, not a curated record. The coding region runs from base 1 to 543 and encodes 180 amino acids.
AUGUAUGCCGGCUUCUUAAUCCCCCGUGAAGAGAUCACCCCUUGGUUGGAAAGACACGAUCUCCGGAGGUGGUUGAAGGAAAACAGUUGGGGUGACGACUUGAAUUUCGGCCUUCCAACCGGUGCCGAGGUUGCGCUCCAAAUGUACCUGAAGAAACACCUCGGCCUCAAGGCUCGCAACGAGUGCUUGAGGCGAGAUUUCAAAUGGGACUAUGCCGGUGUCUGGCUCAUCAGAAAAACCCGCAACCCGAAGGAGUUGUGCGACAUGUUUGUUGCCCACCGAUGGUAUCCUACCCCACCACCGGUCGAGCCAGAGUACGAGCGUUCCGAUCAAGACUUUGCAAACAAGUUGCGCUCAGUCGGUCUCACCAACUUCGUCUUCGCCUCCGCAACACCCCUCCGGGGCGGGAUGACAAAGAUGACCAUAAUUUGCCACCCCACCAGCGAUGAGGAUGGAAACGCCUCUCCAGGAAGCGAUGAUUCUACUGGUACCAUUACCCCUUUACCAUCACCUGAUGACGUGCUACCCAGCACUGAUCGGUAG